AUGCUGAGCACGAUUGUCGUGACGUCGGCGCUAAAGGGCGCGAUCGGCUUGGUUGGCACGGGACUGUGGCUGGUGCCUCUGCUCAUUGCCGGGCUGUCCUACUAUCACUACGAUCAAUUGGAUCCCGAGAGUCGUCCGAUCAAUCGUUACCCCCUGGACCGGGAGUACGACUUUGUGGUGGUGGGGGGUGGCUCGGCCGGGGCGGUGGUGGCCUCGCGUCUGUCGGAGAUCGGGCACUGGAGGAUCCUCCUCCUGGAAGCCGGUCCGGACGAGAACGAAAUCACGGACGUGCCAUCGCUCGCGGCCUACCUCCAACUGACCAAGCUCGACUGGAAGUACAAGACCGAGCCGACCGGGCGCGCCUGCCUCGGCAUGAAGGGCGGCAGGUGCAACUGGCCCCGUGGCAAGGUCCUGGGCGGCUCGAGCGUCCUCAACUACAUGCUCUACGUCAGGGGCAACAGGAUGGAUUACGAGCACUGGGAGGCCCUCGGCAACAAAGGCUGGGGCUACGAGCAGGCCCUCCACUAUUUCAAAAAGUCCGAGGACAACCGCAACCCUUACCUGGCGAGGAGCCCGUACCACGGCACCGGAGGCUACCUCACCGUUCAGGAGUCGCCGUGGCGAACGCCGCUGGUGGUGGCGUUCGUGCAAGCGGGGGUGGAGAUGGGCUACGAGAACCGGGACAUAAACGGCGAGCAUCAGACCGGCUUCAUGAUUGCCCAGGGCACCAUCAGACGGGGCAGUCGCUGCUCAACCGCCAAGGCCUUCCUCAGGCCGGUGAGGCUCAGGAAGAACCUCCACACGGCCAUGAACGCCCACGUGACGAGGAUCGUGGUCGAUCGGGGCACGAUGAGGGCGACGGGGGUCGAGUUCACGCGGGACGGCCGCAAACAAACGGUCCGAGCGAGGAAGGAGGUCGUCUUGUCGGCUGGAUCGAUCAACAGCGCCCAGCUGCUGAUGUUGUCGGGGAUCGGGCCGAGAGAGCACCUCGAGGAGCUGAACGUGCCCGUGAUCCGGGACUUAAGGGUCGGCGACAACCUGCAGGACCACGUGGGAAUGGCUGGGCUGACGUUCCUCGUGGACAAGCCAGUGGCCAUCGUCCAGUCAAGGUUUCAAGCGGCGCCCAUGACGAUGCAGUACGUGGUCAACGGCAGGGGACCCAUGACGACUCUCGGGGGCGUCGAGGGCUACGCCUUCGUCAACACCAAGUUCGCCAAUGAGACCGGAGCCCACCCGGACAUCCAAUUCCACAUGGCGCCCGCCUCCAUAAACUCCGACGCGGGAGUCCAGGUGCGCAAGGUCCUGGGCAUCACCGACGAGCUGUACGACACGGUUUACCGGCCGAUCGCCAACAGGGACGCCUGGACCAUCAUACCGUUGCUUCUGAGGCCUCGGUCACGCGGUACUGUUCGCCUGCAAAGUUCGAACCCGUUUCAGAGUCCCAAGAUCGACGCCAACUACUUUGACGAUCCUCGGGAUAUGACGACGCUGGUCGAGGGCGCGAAAAUCGCGGUGAAGGUCAGCCAGGCCAGGGUGUUCAGGCAGUUUGGCUCCAGGAUACACAGGACAAAGAUACCCGGGUGCAAGCACCUAAAGUUCGGGUCGGACAAGUACUGGGAGUGCCACAUUCGUCACAUAUCGAUGACGAUUUAUCACCCGGUGGGUACGGCGAAGAUGGGACCGGCUGACGAUCCGACGGCCGUUGUCGACCCGAGACUCCGGGUCUACGGGGUCAAGGGGCUCAGGGUGAUCGACGCGUCGAUCAUGCCGACGAUUACCAGCGGCAACACCAACGCGCCUGUGAUCAUGAUUGCCGAGAAAGGAGCGGAUUUGAUCAAGCAGGAUUGGAACGAGUUCAAGAUAUACUCCUCCACUUUUCAAUGA
Molecule: messenger RNA, 1884 nt
Organism: Copidosoma floridanum
Lineage: Eukaryota; Metazoa; Arthropoda; Insecta; Hymenoptera; Encyrtidae
Product: glucose dehydrogenase [FAD, quinone]
Molecular function (GO): oxidoreductase activity, acting on CH-OH group of donors; flavin adenine dinucleotide binding
Source: RefSeq, a predicted model, not a curated record